AACGGAUCCGCAUGUGCUUGUCGACUCUACUUCAGUGGGUAGUCGACAGAAGAGGUGCACAGGGUCUGUCAGUGAUGUGUGGAUUUACAAGAAGACAUCACUCAAGAAGCCGUUAACAGACUGAGCAGAAUGUUCAAGGCAGUGUUUGGACAAAAAAAACACAAGGAAGAAAAAACAGCUGGAACGAGGAGGCAGAAACACCUUGGUGGCGGGGUACAUCCUCCCAACACUCUGCAGCUGGGGUGCGAUGGUCAUGCACCGCACCUGGACAGCGGUUACCACGGUAGCCGGGCAAGGUCCAAGCCACUGACCAAGGGGCUGUCCAUUUCUUUACCCUCCUCCCCUCUACUCCCUCGCCAAGACUGCAUAGUUCCAUCCCAUUCGAGCACCAAGUUUCAAGGACGGGUGAGGAAGCUGGACUAUGCGGACGGCUCGUGCGACUCGAGAGGACCUCUCGUCUUCGCCUUGUGCUGUGGCGAGACAGACCACAGAGACCUCCACGUGGAGCCCCAGCUGGGCUCCUCCCUUUCUUCCCAGGAACUGAUGACCAGACUAUGCUUCUUAUUGGGAGACGCAACGCCCAGCAUCGCUAGCUCUCCUAUGGAGGACCGGAGGGAAAAGAAGGGUGAUACUUCCACUCAGGGAGGAAGCCCCAGCUCCACAUUGACCUGCAGCACUGCCUCUCCUUGUUCUGAGAGUCCCUCAUCCACUUUGAGCAGCAGUAAUGUGUGCCAUCCUUUGGCCCUGCCUUCACCUUCACCACACGGUGGCUCCAGCCUCAGCCCUAGCGGGACGCUCUCCAGCCCCGUUCGCAACCCCGCUCAAUUUUCUCCUGCUGGACUCGUCGCUGGGAGCAGCCUCGGCCCACCUCCUCAAAGCCCCACCUCCACCCUGGAGAGCAAGGACAGUGGAAUUAUAGCGACCAUCACGAGUUCUUCUGAGAAUGAGGAGCGGAGCAUCUCGAGUUCAGAUCUGACUGCGGAUGAACACCCAGGGGGCGGUGUUGUCGUCCGGGGCCAGGCAGGCGACGACAACCAUCUUGGGCCCCCACGGAGUAAUCCCACCAUCCAACUUGAGGAGUCAUCAGUGAGAGUUGAUAUUAAGGAGCCCAGGACACCUCCGCCACCCAAGAGACCCCUCCCACAACGUCACAUACACAGCCAUUCCUCCUUGGUCAUGCCCCGUCCAAAUUCUGUGGCAGCAACCUGUUCCACGAGACUAGAGGAUCUGAAUUAUCUGGAGAACCAAGCGGUCGGCGGGCACAGGGGGUCCGUCCGCAAGCUAAACACACCUGGGCGCACAAAUGAGGACUCCAAAGGGAGAUUGGCCCAUUUUAAACAAGCUGACAUCAUGCUGAAGCCGUUGCUGUUUGAAAUUCCCGGCGCCACAACGGAAACGUCUUUCGUGGGCCGGGAUUGGCUCUUCACGCGUCUGGAUGAGGUCUUGAGAAAAACCAGCAACUGCGAGGGAAGAGGGGCCGUCAUCGUGGGCAACGCCGGCUCGGGCAAAACUGCUAUCAUGUGGCGGUUGGUGGCGCUCAGCUGUCAUGGCGUGCACACGCAACAUGGUGGGCCCAGCAUCCCUCACAGCUCGAGCUCCUCUCCCAAAUGCGGGGAAAGGCAGCGAAAAGCCGUCUCCAAACAAGCCGCCGAUUCCCAAAUCAACCAGAGUGCUGUUACAGGAGCGGGCGAUAGCACAGCACAGCUUGCCAGAUGCCUCGCGAACAAGGUGGUCGCUUACCAUUUCUGCCAGGCUGACAACACAUACACCUGCCUGGUCCCAGAAUUUGUUCACAGUGUCGCCGCCCUGCUGGCCAGAUCACCACAGCUCACCCCAUACAGGGAGCUGCUGAUCCAGGAACCUCACCUCCAGAAUAUGCUCAGCCUGCGCUCCUGUGUCCAAGACCCCAUAGCUGCCUUUCGAAAGGGUGUCCUGGAGCCCAUGACCAGCUUGCGCAAGGAGCGAAGGCUGCCUGAAGAAGACUACAUCAUCUUGGUUGACAGUCUCAACGAGGCCGAAUUUCAUAAACCAGACUACGGGGACACCAUCGCCACCUUCAUCACCAAGAUCGUCUCCAAGUUCCCUGUCUGGCUCAAGCUGGUGGUCACAGUGAGGACGGGCCUCUUGGAAAUAACCACCCUGCUCCCGUUCUCCGGCAUCUCGCUGGACAUCCUGCCCGACAGCAGCGACCUGGGAGCUGACCUCAGCGACUACAUCCAUCACCGGGUGAACGGCAGUGCCCAAAUCGCGGCCAACGUCACCACGGCCACAGGCUCCGCCCCCGACCCGCUGCUCCUCAGCAAGUUCAGCAGUCACCUGACCACACGCAGCAAUGGCUCCAUCCUCUACCUGCAGCUGACCCUGGAUCUGUUUCACAAAGGCCAUCUGGCACUAAAAGGGGGAAACUACCUGGUUGUGCCCGUGUCACUAUCGGAGGUGUACCUGCUGAUGUGCCGCGUGAGCUUCCAGGACCAAGACGUCUUUGAGCGAGUGCUUCCGGUGCUAAAUGUGGCCCUGGCGUCGCUGCACCCGCUGACAGAUGAGCAAAUGUUCCGGGCACUCAAUGCGGGCAGCGUGAGGGGUGAGCUGGAAUGGAAGGACUUUCAUCAGAGAUUAGACAGCCUGGCUGGAUUCAUGGUGAGACGCAGAGAUGGCACACGCAUGCUGUGCCAUCCUUCCUUCAGAGAGUGGCUCGUUUGGAGGGCAGAUGGAGAAAGCACCGACUUCCUCUGUGACCCAAGGAGCGGCCACGCUCUCCUGGCGUUCAUGUUCUCCAGACAGGAUGGCAAGCUGAACCGUCAGCAGACCAUGGAACUGGGACACCACAUCCUCAAGGCACACAUUUUCAAGGGUCUGAGUAAAAAAACCGGGGUGUCCUCCACUGUCCUGCAGGCCAUGUGGGUGAACUGCAGCACAGACAGCCUGUCCGCUGCACUCGCAUCACUAAGGAACCUGUACACGCCGAAUAUCAAGGUGAGCCGUCUGCUGAUGCUUGGUGGCGCCAAUGUGAGCUGGUUUACUGAGGUGGUGGGACACGCCCCCAUUCUGGCCGUUCACGCCCACCUGGGACAUGUGGAGAUGGUGGGCCUGUUGAUGGAAAUGGGCGCAGCCGUAGACGUGAGCACGGACAGCGGCGUGACACCCCUGUGCCUGGCGGCAGCCGCGGGACACGCGGAUGUUGUCAGCCUGCUCUGCAAGAAAGGGGCCAAGGUGGGCCAGGCUGAUAAGAAUGGCCAGUGUGCGCUGCUCCACGGUGCGCUGAAGGGCCACACGGAGAUCAUCGGCAUCUUACUGGGACAGGACUGGGGGCCCGAAAACGCCGUUGAUCCACAGCAGCACCAGAUAACCACUGGGAAAAAGCAGGCCGUGCAGCAAGCGGUCACAGCUGCAGCCAGCGUGGGACACACACAGGUGGUAAAGAGCCUGCUGGACUUGGAAGAUGAACAGCUGGCAGUGCAGAUGGACGCUCACGAUUCUCUCUGGGGAGAAACGGUGCUGAGUGCAGCAGCAGGCAGGGGGAGGCUGGAGGUGUGCAUGCUCCUCUUGGACCGAGGGGCAGGGUUGGAGGUGCCAAACCGCAGAGGGAUGGUCCCCCUCCUAAGCGCAGCCAAACACGGACACACACAGGUGGCGGAGUUGCUGCUAAAGCACGACGCGGACAUGAGCGUGUGUGACAAGCAGGGUCGGACGCCGCUCAUGUUGGCUGCCUCCGAGGGCCACGGCAGCACUGUGGAGAUGUUGCUGUCCAAGGGCGCCUCUGUGUCUGCCGCGGAUCAGGAAAGUCUGACUGCAACAGCCUGGGCCUGCAUGAGGGGCCACCGAGGUGUGCUGCAACAUCUGGUGGAUGCUGGGGGGGACCUGAACCAAGCAGACAGACAGGGACGCACUCCCCUCGACCUCGCCGCCCUAAACGGAGAUGCCGAUACAGUACACUUUCUGCUAGAUCACGGCGCAGUGUUAGAGAGGACGGACAGCAACGGAAGCAGGGCAGUAGAGCGGACUCCUGGCUGCCAGAAUCCGGCCCUGGUGGCCUCGCUACUCAAAAAAAGCUUCAAGACCGGCUACAGAACGGCACCGCAUGAUCGAUCAGGUCACGCCACAUGGGCCAUGGCUUCCACCAAACCAGACAUCCUUCUCAUCUUGCUGCAGAAGCUCAUGGAGGAAGGAAACUUGCUUUACAAGAAGGGGCGUAUGAAGGAGGCCGGCCAGCGUUACCAGUACGCUCUGAGAAAAUUGCCUCGGGAGGGCCAAGGAGAAGAGUUAAAAGGGCUCAAGGACCUGCGCGUGUCUCUCUAUCUCAACCUAUCCCGCUGCCGAAGGAAAACCAAUGACUUUGGCAUCGCUGAAGACUUUGCAACAAAAGCUCUGGACCUGAAGCCCAGAUCCUAUGAGGCCUAUUAUGCCAGAGCACGGGCCAAGAGGAGUAGCAGGCAAUUUGCUGAGGCUCUGGCAGACCUCCAUGAAGCAGCACGACUCUGUCCCUCCAAUCGGGAGAUCCGUCGCCUGCUGGUACGAGUGGAGGAGGAGUGCACGCACCAUCAGAGGAUAUCCAGCAGCAGUAAUACGUCACAGAGUCACAACAGGGACCCUCAGAGCCACCACCAUCACACCCCCGAGGGCGAGGCAGACGUGUGUUCACAGGGAAGUCUAGAGAGGCCGAUCCCAGAAGAGCAGUCUCAUAUGCAGCGCGAAGAUGAAGAGGAAGAAGGGGAAGAGUUGAGCCUGCAAUGUGGAAAAGGCUCAGAAUUUUGGCCUCUGAAUCCAUAUGCUCCAAACAGGACUCUCCCAGGAGGUGUGGCCUUUGCGUUAUCUGAUCAGACAGUGUGUUUUCCUCAAGAGGAGUAUGUCCAGAAUCUGCUCUUUAUGGACCUGCCUGACCCGCUUCUUGCUAGCCACAAGCAAUGUCAAAACCAGAGCAGCAGGAAUCAUCACCACUGCCACUCCCUGCAAUCAGGGGCCAGAGUGGGUGGCAGGCCUCUAUCUCUCUGCGGACCCUCCAGUCCUCUGCCAGGGAGACACAUCUCCACCUCCCUGAGGCCUGCACCUUUGUUGGCCCUCGACUCGGAACAUUCCGGGCUCAGCCCCACCGAACACUACCACCCCAUGUCCCCGAGCAGCUCUUCCCCACCAGCUCCCCUUCAAAUGUACCAGCCCCGCUCGUCCGGCUUCUCCAGGGGUUCCGACAGACUCUCGGCACACUCUGUGGCUCUGGACGGCCUGGCACUUGCUCUGGGCUCGGUUGUGGAAGUCAGGAGGGAGGCUGGUGGAGCAGGAACAGCAGGUUCCAGGGGUUCUAGCUCCAGUCAGGCCUCCAGUGGGAACCAGUCAGACAACGGCAAGCAGCAGGUGCUAGACCCCCCAUGUCCACUCAAAAGCAGCGGUAGCUUCAAGUCCAAAGGCGAGAUGAAGCCGCGGCCCUUCAUGGGGGUCAUGGACAAGGCAGUGCGAGUCCAGAGCCAGCAGACCUCAGGUUUUGGGCGACAGGGGCAAGGAGGAGGGGGUGUGGAAAGUUUCAACAUGUCAGUCAUGGAGUUCCAGGGCUUGAACAAUGAGUACAAGCGCUCUUCCUUCCAGGAGACACUCUCUGGAAGUCACGCCAGCAACCAGCAGAGUCGGGACUUCGCAGAGCGACUCCACCAACGAGAGGCAAGAGCCACCAUGUCGUCCCAUCUAAAUUUUCCCGAUGGGAGGCACAGACAGGCGAGUCUGACCAGAGACAACCCAACGCUGCAUAUGGCGCCCAUGAAGCCCAAACGCUCCUUUAUUGAGUCCAAUGUCUAAAUAAUUUGUCCAAGCUGAAAAGAGAAUACAAAAAGUCCCACACAUGGUAGCUACGACGCAAGCCUGUGUUUGACUUCUGCUGCAGCGUCGCAUUUGCAAUCUAGAACCAACCAGUGGUCUGCUUCUGCUUACAUGUUUACAGCUAGCGCGAUAGUGUGUUUAAGGAAACCACACAUACCUUAAGUAGGGUUUUUAGAUAACUAGUACAUUAUCUGAAUGGUAGUCCUUAUAGACCAAUUUGGAAUAUUUGUAUACAAUAGGCACUAAGAUACUUCCGGGUGGCAGAAUGACUACCAGUGACAUGGACUGAAUCAAUGACAAAAAUUCACUGAGUUUUGGGUUGCGCUGGCAGCUAUAACCUAGGUUUUUUUGUUUUUUUUUCCCCAAAUUUGAAAGAAAUUUGCAAUCCAGUGGAGUCUGUAGGUGAAGAGAAUAAGGCAAAUGGAUGUCAUAAAUUGUGUUUCAAAGGGACAGACUGAGGACCACGUCUCCAUCAUCGGGUUUGUGGAAGACAGUAUGUAAAAUAUUUGGUUGCAUUGCAGCGCAAUAUCCAUUCCUCUGUCGUUUGUUCGUGCCAAACUGAGCAAGAGAAAAAUCAAGGUCAAGAGAUUGUAGCCUCCUUACUUAGAUAACUGCGACAUAGGCUAUCUACCAUAGCUUAACAGAUUGUAAGUCAAACAGCAUCACUUGCCAAAAGAAUCAUACAGUGGAAGGCUAGGAUCAUUUAUGAAUUCUGGUAGUAUGUGAGCAUUUGUGAACUUUUUGGGGGACCAGGACACGCAGCAUAUUUUCAUCCACACAGUUUAUCUGCAGUGAAACUUCCUGUAUCACCUUAAAAGAAGAAAAUCAUUAAUUCCUUGAAGUCAUUCACAGUGGAGCCAUGAGAUACUCGUGACUCAGUUUAAGAGUUUUUCAAGGUGUGAGCUGUCUCACUGAUCCUACUUUGACUUGUGAGCGCAGGCUUAAGAUGCGAGUGCCGAAUGGAAGCAGUGACUCAACUUCAUAACCCGAAAUAGUUUGGCAGAUAAAAUUAUGAACAAUUAUUCAGAACAGUGGCUUCAAGCUGUUCAUUGCCACUCCUAAUUGAAGUUUACUGUCAGACAAAACGGUAGUUUAUGUUAUUGCUAACGCUAAAUAGCAUCUAUGCUGUGUUGCUUUACCCCAUUUAAGCAUUGGAAUGAACUCAAAUGGUGCAGAAAAUAAAACAAUGCAGUCAUUCUUUAUCCUCUGUGUAGAACGAUUAAUAUCAGUGCCAUACUUACUGAUGAACUGAGUGAGUUGAGAUGUCGCAUUGAACAGCAUAACCAUCCGUCCUACAUUGCCCCCAGGUGGCCAUGGUGAGCACACCGGGGAGGAGCAGCACAACCACCAUUUAAUUUAUGUAGUGUGACACCAACUGUUUAAAUCUUGUUAACUCUAUUUGUCGAAUGUGUAGAUUUUUAUAAAGUGCGAUAAUAUGGCGUGCUUACUUUUCCUCAUGUAAAACACACAAAAAACAUUACAAGAAUUGAUCUUUUGAGGGAGGGAUGGCUUGAACGGAUCAAUGGCAUUUUCAUUCAUAUAAAAGAGAUAAGAUGAUUUGAGAUAAGCGUGUGGUCAAGGAUUGAAUUGGUCAUAUCUCAAGGCUGCAGUGUACCUUGGUUUCUCAAGAGAAAGCUUCAUCUUUCACCACCCGGAAGAUCGUAUGAUGUCAUGAUGAAUUAUCCUCUAUCAAACAUUAAAGUCUGAGAAAGUUUUGUGCAUGACUCAUAAUACACAUUACGCUAGUUACAGGAUAAGACCAUUUUGAUUGUGUCUUUUAAAAAACAUUUAUAUUUGUAUGAUAUACACUAUAUUUGCAGAUGAUAUAUUUACCUGUAAAUGGCUCUCUUUCAACAUUACAGCCUUUGAACUACAUUUGAUUUUUUUUUU
Messenger RNA from Hippocampus comes (tiger tail seahorse), 7692 nucleotides. RefSeq names its product protein TANC1-like. Bases 130 to 5781 code for a protein of 1883 amino acids. The record is from RefSeq and is a predicted model, not a curated record. Gene Ontology annotation, molecular function: protein binding. Lineage: Eukaryota; Metazoa; Chordata; Actinopteri; Syngnathiformes; Syngnathidae. The transcript is spliced from 29 exons.